AUGACGGAAACGGAAGUUGUUGUAGCCGCUGCUGCUGCUUCGCCAACUAAGGCCAAGAAGGCUAAGGCAUCCAAGGGAGAGAAGAAACCGAAGAAGCCCGCAACGCAUCCACCGGUGAAUGAUAUGGUCCUGGCUGCAAUCAAAUCACUCAAGGAGCGUAACGGUUCGUCACUCCAGGCCAUCAAGAAAUAUAUCGCAGCAAACUUCAAGUGUGAUGUCGCUAAAUUAGCAACAUUCAUCAAGAAGGCCUUGAAAACUGGAGUUGAAAAGGGGAACUAUGUCCAAACCAAAGGAACAGGAGCUUCCGGAUCAUUCAACAUCAAAGCGGAAGCCAAAAAAGGAGCAGGAGAGAAGAAAAAAGUGGCUAAGAAGCCCAAGAAGGCGGCUGCCGGUGUCAAAAAACCUGCUGCCAAGAAGGCUCCUUCAAAGGCCAAAGCCGCGGCUAGUAAAAAGGUUAAAGCAGCUCCAGCCAAGGCAGCCAUAAAGGCUGCAACUGUGAAAAAGUCAGUCACACCUAAGCAGAAAGCGACCAAACCAACCAAAAGCGCAGCUAAAAAACCCAAAACUCCCAAACCGAAAAAGGCUGCCCCAGCUAAAAAGGGCGCUGCCAAGAAGUAAAGUAAUUCAUCUCCAUUACUAGAACAUCUAUCAAUCAGUCCUUUUCAGGACUACCACUUCAAUCGAAGGAGUUAGGAAAUGAACUUUUUUUAAUCAUAAGUUGUUGCAUUCCCUCAGUAUUUUUAAAACAAAAAUAUGACUAAAAUCAACAGCCUAUUGGUUCGACUUCUGUCGAAAUCUUCG
Messenger RNA from Uranotaenia lowii, 801 nucleotides. Its product is annotated as histone H1-like. The transcript has a single exon. Gene Ontology annotation, molecular function: structural constituent of chromatin; nucleosomal DNA binding; double-stranded DNA binding. The record is from RefSeq and is a predicted model, not a curated record. The coding region runs from base 1 to 618 and encodes 205 amino acids. Lineage: Eukaryota; Metazoa; Arthropoda; Insecta; Diptera; Culicidae. Gene Ontology annotation, cellular component: nucleosome; nucleus. Gene Ontology annotation, biological process: nucleosome assembly; negative regulation of DNA recombination; chromosome condensation.